AUGACCACACUAAACAGGAUAGAUGAGAAUUCAUCAAAAAGGAGAGUGUACAUGCUUCGAAAAAGCUACUUCCAGAAGAACUUAGUUCAGAUGAUUAGUGUGUUAGGUUUUAUUCUCAUAGUCUUGCCCCAUAUUAAGUACGGUACCUCGUUACUGGUGGUUUUCAUACGGUAUAGCAUACAAGUCCUCUUGACGAAACCAUUCCCAGAUGAUGAGCAACUUCUGCUGAUGGCUCGUCGUAUACAAUGGAGGACCAAUCAUGGGAGACACGGGGAAAACGCGAAUACUGGAGAAAGUACCGAUGAUCAAUUGAGUUGGAUACCCGGUGCUUUCCAAUCUACCUCAACCAAUGUGGCUACUGUUACCGAAGCUAUGGAGCAACAAACUGUAAUUGCCAGUAAGAAGUCUAUUCGGACGGUACUAUUCCACUCGUCCUUGACCCUUAAUAUCAUAUUUUUGGUCUGGGCACUGUUCCAUCCAACCGAUUUUGCCGGUAAACUAGACGGCAAGAUACCAACAGAAAGGGGUUUCAAUAAUGCAGCAUCUCCAUUUUACAGUCAACGAGGUUUGCUCGAAGGUGAGUUCAGGGGCUCGUUUCUAUUGCAUCUAAUCGGGAACCCUCUACCGACAAACAACAUAACGAGCAAUCUUGGAAUUCUCUUCUACAACUUGCUCAUACUAAUGGCACAAUUCACUUUAUUCACAUUAACAUGCAUAAAUUUCAGCGGCAUUGACUACAAGGAACCUUUUGAUGAUCGAUCUCUGGUAAGUGAUGGCUAUGACGGAACUGUCUUUGUUAUCGGAAUAGAUCAUACAAACGCCAUCAACAUUAUGCUGCGCCCCAGAAACGAAAUUGAGGACCGUUGA
This is a messenger RNA of Huiozyma naganishii CBS 8797, 867 nucleotides long. RefSeq names its product Gld1p (gene GLD1). Bases 1 to 867 code for a protein of 288 amino acids. The record is from RefSeq and is a predicted model, not a curated record. The transcript has a single exon. NCBI's taxonomy places the organism in Eukaryota, Fungi, Ascomycota, Saccharomycetes, Saccharomycetales, Saccharomycetaceae.